GAAUUGAAUGAAUUUAGCCUAUGCAAAAUGAGGAGAGAAAACGUGUCCCCUGGGUUGCGUGCUUCGUUUGACAGCAAAUUCGUGGUUUCAGCACGGUAAGUGCUAUCGGUUCGGUGGCCUUAACUUAAGAAUAAUAACAAAACAAACACAGCCUAAUACCCAAUCCUCACUCUACUUUCCCCAUUUAUCUGUCAAACGCGCAGCAACAAGAAUCAAAAUCCAAGGGCGAGCUUUAAACCAUUUCAGGGUUUUGUUCGUUCUGGUACGAGUUUUCUUAUUUCUGAUCAUCUGCCUUACAUCAUUAACAAACAACAAUGACCACCCCUUUCCCUCGCUCACUGUCCUGUGUAGCCAACACUGCUCUUCACCGCACCAAAUCCGAGCAGUUUACUCAUUUUGUUUCCAACACAGUGACACGGCUCCUCUGCUCUUCAACUCAGCCACAACACGAAAACCCUCUCAGGGAACAAGCACAGACACCACCUCAAGAAUCUCUCCAUGAUGAGAACAAACAAAGCCAUGAGCCCGAAGAAGACCACGAAGAUGGUGACAGUAUUAACAAAGAAACAGGUGAGAUUGGUGGACCCAAGGGGCCUGAGCCCACUAGGUAUGGUGACUGGGAACGCAAUGGUCGCUGCUCUGAUUUUUAAGUUUUUACUUCACUCUGCAUACCAUAAUAGUGUGUUUGGAUCCACUUUAUACAUGCACGUCUCAAACUAAAAUCACGUCAAAUUGAAGGAAAGACAAGAAAGCUACUAAUAGUAGGUUUACCUUUGACGCUUAUCCAAACAUGCAGAUGAUAAAUUAAAUUUCAUUAAUAUUGUGUAUUUUUUUUUCCUAUUCAGUUCUGAUUGGAUGACUAUAUGUGAUGAUUAUGUAACGACAUUGUCUUUUGAUUCAUUAUUAUUAUGCAGUUAAAAUUGUGAGAAUUGGAGAAACGCUUAA
Molecule: messenger RNA, 945 nt
Organism: Glycine soja
Lineage: Eukaryota; Viridiplantae; Streptophyta; Magnoliopsida; Fabales; Fabaceae
Product: succinate dehydrogenase assembly factor 4, mitochondrial-like
Exons: 2
Coding region: 315-650 (111 amino acids)
Biological process (GO): mitochondrial respiratory chain complex II assembly
Cellular component (GO): mitochondrion
Source: RefSeq, a predicted model, not a curated record